Somion occarium is the source of this 3344-nucleotide messenger RNA. The record is from the annotation of a GenBank genome assembly. NCBI's taxonomy places the organism in Eukaryota, Fungi, Basidiomycota, Agaricomycetes, Polyporales, Cerrenaceae.
ACAUCGAGCCUGCACACCCUGAGCCCUCUCGUUGCCUUGACCACCGACGACAUCCUCGCUGUUCGGAACGCAGCUGCUUUUUGCGAGGCAGUCCAGAACUUGUUGAAGGGGAUUUAAGAGGAAUCCCAGCCCAGAGCACUCGGGGGCCCGCCAGGGGCAGAGAGUGCACCCAAUUUCGCGUCUUUUUUGUUUUCCUUCAUCUAUCCGGCGGAGCGCAGGUGCAUCAGCCUUGCAUCAGCCAGGUUCAUAACGUUCAUCAGCUCUCUUCUUGUCUCUACGCUUCGUCCUUGUGUCUGCGCCUACCUUGCUUGGGCCUGUACAUUCUUCGCUCUCUCCUUCGCUCUCCUUCUCUCCGGCUGGUCCGUCCUUACACUCACUGCUGCUGCACCACACCCUCCUUACCCUAAUCGCUCUUCAUCGCCCGAGAAUACAUGGCCGCUCUCAACCUGCACAUGCUGCCAGCAAACGUCCCCUUUGACUUUCUGCCCAACCAUCACCACCACUCGCGCUCUAACUCGGUCUCUUCUACAUCCUCGCAUUCUCCCCAUUCCAGGCCCCAGUCUUCCCAGGGUGCUAUCUUGCGAACCCCCUCUGUCCUCCCUGCCUCCGUCGAGGACCUCUAUCGUGCCUCCUUCCACUCCAUCCCCGGUUUUCACCCUGACCACACUCGUCACCCCUCAGACGCUUCCGCCUAUUCUUUAGCAUCCACCGAACUCAUCACACCUGCCGACUCUCCCCCAAAUCACAACAUCACAAAUCCCGCUCUCAAGAACCAUUUACGCCACAGUCAUAUCCGUGCUCGUGCUGCUGCUUCCCCUUACCCCCGAGACGCUGAGAGUGUUCACUCUUCUUCCAGCGAGACAGAGGAUCUUGCCAUGUACUUGGGCCCCACCGCUCAGGACUACAAUACCAUGUUUGCGGACCCCCAGAUGCUCGGCGGCAUUCCGCCUGAGACAAUCAAUCCUGCAGGGGCCUUCAAUAGGAUGAGCAUGAGCCCGGACCACGCAUUGGAGAAGCUGGCAGCUAACGUCCGUGCAGCUACGACGACGAGUGCUUCGGACAGAGCGAAGCAGAUUUUCGUACAAGCAUGGUGCGUGUUGACUGCUAACUAUGCCCCAUACCCUGACGGCAAUGUCCCUCGUCAAGGGUUAUACUUUUCUUAUCGUCGUGUUUGUGACCAGUAUGGGAUUCCACACAUCAACACCGCCACGCUUGGAAAGGCCAUCAGAUUGUGUUUCCCUACAAUCAAGACGCGGCGUCUGGGCGUACGAGGAAACAGUAAAUAUCAUUAUUGCGGUAUCCGUCCAGCCACCUCCGCCGAGGCCGAAUUCUUGCAGGAUUACAUUCGUAAAUCGAAUAAUAAUGCUGCCCAGCAAUCGGUGAAUGCAGCUAGGAUGGCAAGCGAGCAGGCAGAGGCCGCCAAUAGGGGAGAGGAUCGUUCGGAUGACGAUGAUGAGGACGAUUCAGAUGGACAGAGUUCUGGUAAUGCCUCAAAACGCAAUUCGCUCAAUCUCGGUAAUGGGAUUAAGAACGGAGUCGAUUUUGCGGAUGAAAAAACGCCGACGGCAGCUACGUUGCUCUCGCAAGCCCAAGGAACUCAACGACCUCCUUCGACUUCGUUCCCUCCGCAGGCUCCCAUUCGUCGUCACACCCAACCUCCAGAGGGCUUGGGAGUUUCCACUCAUCCAUCGCCAUCUAGUGACUCUAAAUCUGGACUGCCCUUCAUGCCGACAGCUGGUGGAAUGUCUGUUCGCCAGAUGCUCCAUUUCCCAUCAAUAGAAGAGGCUGUUGGUAGCAAUUCGACGUCUCCGCACGCCGUGCUUGCUCGCGAAGUCUGGGGCUGGUUCCAGGAUCAUUUAGAUGCACUUCUCGAUGGAAUCCGCUCAUACCGCUUUGACCAGUUUGAAGUUCACAUACGCUCUUUCUGGUCUACGCUUUCCCCUCAGCACCGAGAGGUCAUACACGCGCCCAUUGUGGCUGGUUUGAUGGCAAAGGCAGAUGCCAUCGUAUAUGAUGAGAUCCUCGAGUUCCUUCGUUCGCAAAUGCUUUCGCCCAUUCCUCCGGUAUCCAUCGCCGGUCUCCGCCAACUCGCCGACAAGAUGGAGAAGAUUUUGCUUGUUUCUCUGGAUGGUUAUGGGACCACGUUUGUUGAGCCAAAGGUGGAACUUGGCGCUCGGUUUGGACAUCUAGUCUUACGGUUCCUGGAUAUGUACCAGGUCACUCAGGCGUUGACCACCGUCCUGACCAACCCAAAACAACUGGUUGAUAUGCGUCGGUCAUGGCAAAAGGUCGACUUUGAGUCCGUUCGGAAUCAGUCCGCCUUGGUGUGCAAUUGCCGUCAUGAGGACUUGCUCCAGUUGCUCGAAGUCGAGUUCGUGGCUUUACUUGAUGGUCUUGCGAAGAGCACGGAACCUGUGCGAGACGUGAUGGCGUGGGCUGACAAGUGCUGCGAUCGUUUGAUGGCCAAUCGUGGAAGUGAGGAUAGGGCUACUAUGAGCUCCCGUAGCGUGUUAAUUCGUUGGGGCUACGUGACAAGUCAAGUCAUGAGAGACUUGACCAUUCGCAGUGACCCCACUUUUGGGGCUUUCCAAAUCCUGAAGUUGUUCCUCGAUGACUGGAUUUCGCUGAACGUUCUCAGGAGUGUCGCGCUAUCCACAAACUCUGUGGCGGCGUCGGUGGAACCAAUGAUGCAGUCUCAGUACCUCACCCUGUCACCAAUGCCUGGUCAGGAAUCAUUCCCUAACCCUCUAGACGUUCGCCCCCACCAUGGCAUUGCUGCACAUACUCCGACGACGUCUAGUAUGCUCGCAGCUCUUCAGCACGAUCCGUUCCCUUCCACAUCGCUCGACUCGUCGGCGUUCACUCCCGACGCGUUUGGCUCACUUUCAUACAUGGAUACCACUUCUCAGGAUGGAUCCUUGCCUGUCAACUCUUCCGAGCUCAAUUUCCCUGACUAUGUGGCUGGCUCUUCCACUUUCGACAUGAGCUCCUUUACACCAUCAGACCUCGGCCUCAGUACAGAGGCAACACCGCCGCCCUCUGGCAGCGAACCUGACACGGAUUCCGAGUCGACGAAGUUGAAGACGGAACCGUAAUAAAGAUAUGAAUGGGGUUUUUGGGGGUUGAUACAAUUGUCCCGACGGACAUUACCUUACUAUGAUUGCGCUAAUCUCUUCGGGCUUCUUGCUUUGACUCGUUUGCACUAAUUAUUAUUGACUUUUCGCGUUCCCUUACUUACUUCUAUCUGUAUCGUCUGCUCUCGAAGUCUUAUAUGUAAAUACCCGUGUACUCACCAAUCAUACCAAAUAUCGGGUCAUCACCCGCGGGCAGUGAAACUUGCAAAG